AUGUCCCCGCCGUUCCCGCUCCGGUGGGGCAGACCGGAGGCGGAGCGGGCGCACGUCAAUAACCUGGAGAAAGCCCUCAAGGCGGGGCCUAACUACCCGAAGGAGUGCGUGGGGGCGUCCGACGCCCUGUUCCCGGUCCCCGACGCCGUGAGAAACGCCGGCCCGUGGUGCGUGCGGCGCCUGGUCCGUGUCGUUGGGAACGGCGAAGACGACUACGACGCGGCCAAGAACGCGGUGGAAAGCUUCAAGAACUUCCGCGUGCGGUGGCCCUUCGGCUUCGGCGGGGCCUUCGCGGCCGCGGGCCUGCGCCGCAACGGCCGCGGCACCGUCCGGCCGCCCCCCGCGAAGCCCGGCAACACGUACUGCGUCAUGGCGGGCCUCGCGGGCAUCUGGUCGAUCGGGCCGCUCCGCGUGCUGUACAAGAAGGAAGGCCCCGUGCAGGCGGGGUCGAGCGCGGCGGAGACGAUGACGCCCCCGCGCGGGUGGCGGCCGGGGAAGGACCGGCGUAGAUUCAAGAAAAAUGGGAAGCGAUUUGCGGUGGGGAGCGGGUGUCUGUCGGGGCACCUGCUGUGCGGGGAGGAGCGCUUCGAGGUGACGUACGACGGCGACACGGGCGACGUGCGGUACGAGGUCGCGUCGUUUUCGCGCCCUGCGGGCCCGCUGGGCGCGGCGGUGUACCCCGUGGCGUGGCUCCUGCAGGGGGCGUUCGCGCACGCGUCGUGCCGCGCCGUGGAGGACGCGGUGCGCAUCGAGGCGGCCGCGGCGACGUGA
This is a messenger RNA of Pedinophyceae sp. YPF-701, 771 nucleotides long. The record is from the annotation of a GenBank genome assembly. Lineage: Eukaryota; Viridiplantae; Chlorophyta; Pedinophyceae.